AAAGGUGAAGGUGGCCUGGUUGGAGCUGCUGAGGGACAUUCAGGAGCUGUGGAGGCCCUGGGCCCUGGGCCCUGGGCCCAGCCGUCAGAAACACAACGGGCCGCUGGAAGCCUCGGCCGGGUGAGGGAGGAAGAACGGAGCUGGGGCCCGGGACUCCCUGCGCCUUGCAAGGAGCGGAAGCCGACAGGCACCCUGAGCUACACCCUGAGUCCCGGGACGGUGGGGCUCGCCAGGGCAUUGCAGGCAUGUUGUGGAAGCUGCUGAUGAGAUCCCAGCCGUGCAGGCUGUGCUCUUGCAGAAAGAUGCUGUCAGCUCCCAAACACAGGCCUUUAUUAGCAUGCUUCACCUAUACAACUGACAAUCAGUCAAACAAAGAAAACAAAAGGACGAUAGAAAAGCUCUAUAAAUUUUCAGUUGACGUCAGGAAAAUUCGCAGAUUGAAAGGAUGGGUACUUUUGGAGGAUGAAACCUAUGUUGAAGAAAUUGCAAAUAUUUUACAGCAGCUAGGUGCCGAUGAGACCGCUGUCGCCAGUAUCCUGGAACGCUGCCCUGAAGCAAUCGUCUGCAGUCCAACCGCUGUUAGCGUCCAGAGGGAGCUCUGGCAGUCGGUCUGCAAAAACGAGGACGAGUUAGUCAAGUUAAUAGAACAGUUUCCAGAAUCUUUCUUUACCGUUAAAGACCAGGAGAACCGGAAACAGAACGUUCAGUUCUUUCAAGAGCUGGGACUCAAAAAUGUGGUCAUUAGCAGAUUUUUGACAACUGCAUCUAGUAUUUUUCAUAAUCCUGUUGAGAAAAAUAAGCAAAUGAUAAGGAUUCUCCAAGAGAGUUAUCUAAAUUUAGGUGGCACUGAGGCCAAUGUGAAAGUCUGGCUACUAAAGUUAUUAAGCCAAAACCCAUUUAUUUUAUUAAAUUCUUCUGCAGCUGUAAAGGAAAUACUAGAAUUUCUCCAGGAGCAAGGUUUCACAAACUUUGAAAUUCUCCAACUUCUGUCUAAACUGAAAGGGUUUCUUUUUCAGCUUGAUCCAACAAGUAUACAGAACAGUAUUUCCUUCUCUAAAAAUGCUUUUAAAUGCACACUUCAUGACCUGAAACAAUUAGUUUUGAAGUGUCCUGCCCUUUUAUAUUAUCCUGUUGCUGUUUUGGAAGAGAGAAUUCAGGUAUUAUUGAAGGAGGGAAUUUCCAUAGCUCAGGUAAGAGAGAUGCCAAUGGUUCUUGAAUUAACACCGCAGAUAGUACAGUACAGGAUAAGGAAACUGAAUUCUUUAGGCUACAGAAUAAAGGAUGGACAUCUAGCAAAUCUAAAUGGAACAAAAAAAGAGUUUGAGGCGAACUUUGGUAAAAUUCAGGCCAAAAAAAAGCGGCCAUUAUUUAACCCUGUGGCGCCAUUAAAUAUUGAUGAGUAACUUGCUGACUGAUAUGGCUUCUUCCUGGCAAUGCGGAGUGAAACUGAAUAGCAAAUACACAUGAUUCACCAGUCUGUAGGCACCAGUAAUUUUAAGAAACUACUGGCUUCUGAGUUGUGUGUAAAGUACCUGUAAUAAUCUCCAACUCAUUUGCCAUAUGUGUGUGUCCGUGUGUGUGUGUGAUUAAUCCUUACCUGAGGAUAUGUUUAUUGCUUUUAGACAGAAAGGGAGAGAGAUAUGGAUUGGUUGCCUCCUGUACCCUGACCAAGGAUCAACCCUGCAACCUAGGUAUGUGUCCUGACCAGGAAUUGAACCUACAACCUUUUGUUGUAUGGGAUGAUGUUCCAACCAACUGAACCACCCAGCCAGGGCUCAUUUGCUAUAUUUUGAAAUAUAAAUUGCAUUUAUUUUAAGUAAAGUUGGUAAUUUGACCUUAAUCUCUAUUUUAAAAAGUCCUAUACUAUUAAAUGACACAUCAGUGUGAUAAUUUUAUAAGUGAAUCAUUUCUAGGAAACUGACAAGUGUACUCCCUUAAUUGAAGGGAGUUAAUUUAACCUCCCUUGAAUUUAAAUGUUUAAAAUCUAUAUAACACAUUUUAAUGCAGCCUUUUUCCUUACCACCAGCUCGGAAACAUCACUACUGUGGUCUGAAUUCUCUUAGUGUUAAGUGAAACAUCAGCAAAUUUCUAAUACAUUUUUUAGAGAAAGCUGAUUUUAUAUCGUUGGAAUAAAUGAGUAUCUUUCAGAAACAAGUAUGACUCAUCCAGAAAGAACAAUUAGAGCUUGCUUGUAUGGUCAGCUUGUUUAAAAUUGACCAUUUUUCUCUCCGUGAAAUGCUUUUAAGUGCAUUCACUACUUUCCCCAUUUUUGCAGAUGAGAAAACUGAAGCUUAGAGAGGUCACUCAGCUGCCAAAUGACAGAGCCCAGAUUUACUGUGAUCUGACUUCUUUUCAAACCUUGUGAAUAGAAAAAGGAUUACCUGAGUUGGCGUAAGGAAAGUCACCCCUACCUGACCUGCCAAAGGAAUGAGUACCAACAAAUUUAAGGAUUUUUAUGAAAGCUUCUCUGUAAAAUUCCUUAAAUUUGAAAUGAUUUAAUUUAUAAACAAUUGAAGUAAAUGGAGCAUUUUUUAAAACUUUUCUGAAAAUCCAGGUCUGCCUUUUAAAACAAAAUGUGUAUGAUGGUUCUAGUAGCAUUUCAAAUUUUUAUUUCUUCAUCUUGUUCCAAGAUAAACAUUACCCACAUAAAGACUGGCCCGCUCUCAGCUGUAGAGUUUGAACUUUGUGAAAGUACACAACCAAACGAUUGACUCGGACACCACCCAAACAUCUGUGUGCAUGGUCUCUUAUGCAAGAAAUUGUGAAAAAUCCAGUCCGUGUCUUCAUUCAGCCAAUGCAAGUAACCCUCACAAUUCAAACCUGGUCAGUUCUUCAAGAGAGUGAAAGAAAUCCCCCCGCAGCACCAGCUAAGUGCCAGGCACAUGGUGCCUGGGAGUACCAUUGUUUACUCUUCUACAGAUUAGGAGACUCAGGCACAGAGAGGGUUAGUUACUUACCCAAAGCCACAUGGGAAUGUUUGUUCAAGAAAAAAAUGGCAGUGCAGUGCGGGCAGGGAGAGCGGUGCAAGGUGAGGCGAGCGUUGCAGGGCCCUCUAAGGAGCAGAAUCUUGAGUGUGAUAGGAAACCCUGGGAGAAACUUCAGUUCACGCUUGUUGCCCUGACGGUGGUCAGUGGUGCUCUCUCCCUCUCUCUCUGCCAACUGUCUCAGUUCAAAAUACAUUAUACAGUCACCUUUUAGGUGACUUUCAGUUUUGGAAUGUCUAUUAGAUACAUGAGCAGAGAGGCCAGAGGCCGAUGGUGAAGUCUGGAGUUGGAGCAGUCAGGACUGGACAGGGACCUCAGGCUGUUCCUCUGGAUGAGCUUACCCAUCCUAGGAAGGGCUAACCCGGGGGAGAAGUCUGCCAGGAGGAGAGGGCAUGGCCGAUAAUGGUCGAUGCCAUGGAGAGGCCAGUGAAGACACAGACACGUGACCAAAGGAGUUGGCAAGCAGGAAAUCAUUAGGGGGCCCUAUUACCAGGAGUGACUGGUGGGCUGAGAAAAGUAAGAAGGCUACUGCAGUGGGUUGAGAGAAUAGACAAAGAGGGAGAAACGACAGUUUUUCAAGAAAUUUUGCUGUGACAUUUUUCUUUAAAGCGAGCAAACACUAAGACAUGUUUACGUGCUGACGGGGAUGACCCCCGAGAGAUGGAUGAAAGAAGGAAAACUGUAGGAUUAAUGUCCUUGAGGGAGGGAAGAAGGGCAGACUGGA
Molecule: messenger RNA, 3708 nt
Organism: Pteronotus mesoamericanus
Lineage: Eukaryota; Metazoa; Chordata; Mammalia; Chiroptera; Mormoopidae
Gene: MTERF2
Product: mitochondrial transcription termination factor 2
Exons: 2
Coding region: 246-1403 (385 amino acids)
Biological process (GO): regulation of DNA-templated transcription; termination of mitochondrial transcription
Cellular component (GO): mitochondrial matrix
Molecular function (GO): double-stranded DNA binding
Source: RefSeq, a predicted model, not a curated record